Molecule: messenger RNA, 715 nt
Organism: Mycotypha africana
Lineage: Eukaryota; Fungi; Mucoromycota; Mucoromycetes; Mucorales; Mycotyphaceae
Product: histidine kinase-like ATPase
Exons: 4
Coding region: 164-604 (146 amino acids)
Biological process (GO): mismatch repair
Cellular component (GO): MutLalpha complex
Molecular function (GO): ATP hydrolysis activity; ATP-dependent DNA damage sensor activity
Source: RefSeq, a predicted model, not a curated record
UCUUAACAUUUUCAGCAUUCAAAGUGGCUGCAUGAAUUCUGUGUCUUUAGAAGAAAAUGCGGGACGGAAAGGGGAUGGAAAAAAGGAACCCUCAGAAUAAAACGGAAAAUGAUCCAAAUUACGAACUUCUUUACUUUUCGAAGCAUUCAGCAUAUUUCCAGUUAUGGCAGCUGUGAUAAGUGCCAUAGACAAACAGUCAGUUCAUAGAAUAUGCUCAGGGCAAGUAGUACUUGAUCUAGCUACAGCUGUCAAGGAGUUGGUCGAAAACAGUAUUGAUGCUGGUGCAACUUCAGUUGCUGUAAACUUCAAAGACAAUGGUCUUGAAGGUUUUGAAGUUAUCGAUGAUGGUCAGGGUGUCGAUCCUGUCAAUUACGAAUCGAUUGCUUUGAAGCAUUAUACUUCUAAACUGAGUACUUUUGAAGAUUUAGAAAGCGUUAUGACUUUCGGGUUCCGUGGUGAGGCUUUAAGUUCCUUGUGUGCACUAUGCAAUAUUACUAUAAUUACUGCUACAAAAGAUCAAGUACCCAUGGGCAGCAAAUUAGAAUUUGAUCACAACGGAAAAUUAAUUUCUAAAACACCUGCACCAAGAACAGUAAGGAUUUAAAAAAAAUUCGGCUUCAAGAGUUUAAACGGAAUAUCAAAAGAGAGUACAACAAAGCAUUGACUAUAUUGCAGGCAUAUUCAAUUAUAUCCACCAAUAUCCGUAUAUCGGUAU